AUGAUUUCUCCAUCAAAUCGGUUACUUUCCUCUGCAACAAUGGGUGUAUAUGGAUCAAACAACCAGAUGGGUUUGUGGAAUGACUCAUUCAAGGCUGACAGCAGUCAACAAGCUGGUCUAUCUGCUUCAGUGGAUGCGGAUGCAAAACUGGACCAUAGGGUUAACUCGAUUCCUUGUCUCGGGAAUUUAUAAAGUUCUAAAAUUGACAAUACUCUCCCUCUGAUCUUCAUGUGGGUUAUGUGUUUUCUCUAUUACUAGCUAGAAGACAUCCCACUUGAGAUAUCGGGUCCAGAGAAGAAAUUGGAUCAAGAAGCUGAUAAACCGAGUGACAAGGUAAAUAUGGUUUAAUCUGUUGUAAUUCUGAUCUAGUAACCAUGAUUCGACCUGAUAUCCCUUGCUGCUGGAGAAUUUUCUGCCAAUAUGGAAGUCUGGGACAAUCAAUAUUGUAGCUUUUGAUGCAGAAAUUCUCAAGACUUGUGCUAUUCACUUCCAUCCCACUGCACUAGGCAUUGUUUCAUUCAUUGUAUCGAUUAUCUUCGAUUUUUCGGGAUGUGAUGUUGAAAAAAAUCCCUCUGGGAGAUUCGUAAUCGCUCUUUCUGAGUAACCCUUAACAAUCCAAGCAUGAAUGGACGAACAAUGGAACAUUCUUCAGUUCUGUGCUCUGACCUCGAUUUCUUGUCAAUGCACGCAUCACAUAUUCACUGGUCGCUGCUGCUUAGUUUUAGGGUAUGUGAGAACCAGUCAUAGUUUGAAUAUUUAGGUAUUCUUAAAGUAAAUCAUUUAUUUCAAUUUUAUUUUUUCUAGGUCUUAUUUGCAUGUGAUUCAAUAUCCGUCACUUAGGGCGGUUAUAUGUUCUUUGAUCUCUCGUGCUCAAUAUUUUAAUCAGUAAUUGACAGAAUUUAACAGCAUGCUGUGAGUUCUUAUGUGCUAAUGGAUUUCUGUCUAUAGAUGUUAAGACGGCUUGCACAGAAUCGGGAAGCUGCUCGGAAAAGUAGACUCAAGAAGAAGGUAUACUGGAGAGAGAGAGAGAGAGUUAGUGGUUGAUAUGCGUUAGUGGACCAUAACUUGUAUUGUGUUGCAGGCCUAUAUCCAACAAUUGGAAACAACACGUACAAAGUUAUCACAGAUUGAGAGCGAGCUUGAGAAUGCAAAGAGGAAAGUAAGUGGAACAUUGUUUUAUUGAAUUAUGCUUAUUAUCUUGUUCUUCUGGCAUUGUAUAUUCAUUAUUUUUGUGACUUAUAAUUCAAUAAAUACCUCUCUCCACCGAUUGUUAUGAAAGCAAGCAUGCUCGGAGAAUGAGCAGGAUAACUAGUGGUUACUAAUCUUAUGUAAUUAAAACAUUUCUAUCUGUAAACUAAAACAUUUCAUCUUUCUCAUGUAAUUAUUUCAUUUCUAUCUGUUCUAUGUAAUUAAUCAGAAGAGGAGGCAUGAGAGUUGUUGAUGCCCAUAUAAGUAAUCUGAUUUGAGCGUGUUGAUUCUAUCGCAGGGUAUUUAUAGAGGUGGAUCUUUAGGAGAUUCUGGAUAUGGGUUGUCGGCAACAGUCGAUUCGGGUAUACUUUUUCGAAUUGAAAUGUUAAGCGAUGAUUUUCCAGUUGCUUUUGGGUACUAAUUUGCUUAAAUCUGUGAAGAAACUUGAUUUUUCCUUCAAUUUUUUUGAUUUUUAUAGGACUUGCGGCAUUCGAGAUGGAAUAUGGCCACUGGGUUGAAGAACAGAACAAAUAUAGAUGUGAGCUGAGGGCCGCAUUGCAGGCGCAUAUCUCUGAGAUUGAGCUUCGGAUACUCGUAGAGAGUGUGAUGAGCCACUACGAUGAGCUUUUCCGAAUCAAAGCAGCAGCUGCUAAGGCAGAUAUUUUCUAUCUGAUGUCUGGCAUGUGGAAGACAUCUGCGGAGCGAUUUUUCCUGUGGAUUGGCGGAUUUCGCCCUUCAGAACUCUUGAAGGUGAAGUCAACUCUGAUCCAGUAUUCAUUGAACUGACUAAGCUAUAAUUUUAUUUUUAUUUUUUUGUGUGUCUGGAAUUCAGCUGAAUCCUUUCAUACUAGCAAUAAGAACAUCUAGUAUGGAUUUCUGACGAUGUGAUGCUUAGUUCUUGAUGUGGCUCGUCUCAGAUUGCUGUUCCAAAGGAUAAGAACAGCCAUGGAUCUGAUGAUGAGGAACCAUUUUCUGAUUGUCUUCUCUUCUCUUCCAGGUUCUGUCGCCACAGCUUGAACCUCUGACGGAGCAGCAGUUAAUGGCCGUUUAUAAUCUCCAGCAAUCAUCUCAGCAGGCCGAAGAUGCUCUUUCCCAGGGGAUCGACAAGCUCCAGCAGACUCUCGCCGAGUCUCUCACUUCCGACUCACUAGGUGCUUCACCCGUUGACAAUCUCACUGAGCAGAUCGCCGCCGCCGUGGGCAAGCUGGAGGCCCUCGUCAACUUUGUGACCCAGGUGAAUAAACAACCCUUCAUCAUCGCUACUCUCUCUCUCUCUCUCUCUCUCUCUCUCUCUCUCUCUAUGUAUAUAUAUAUACAUGUGUGUGAGUGUGUUUGUCUCUUUCUCUCUCUAAACGUCAGGGAUGGUUUGGUCUUGCAGGCUGAUCUUCUCCGGCAGCAGACACUGCAGCAGCUGCAUCGGAUUCUGACCACCCGGCAAGCAGCAAGGGGGCUUCUGGCGCUGGGGGACUAUUUCCAGCGCCUCCGAGCUCUCAGCUCCCUCUGGGCCGCCCGCCCCCGCGAGUCCUCCUCCAUUUCAUGA
Messenger RNA from Spirodela intermedia, 2728 nucleotides. NCBI's taxonomy places the organism in Eukaryota, Viridiplantae, Streptophyta, Magnoliopsida, Alismatales, Araceae. The record is from the annotation of a GenBank genome assembly.